Molecule: messenger RNA, 1266 nt
Organism: Schistosoma rodhaini
Lineage: Eukaryota; Metazoa; Platyhelminthes; Trematoda; Strigeidida; Schistosomatidae
Source: the annotation of a GenBank genome assembly
AUGCAUAUACCAGUAGUUUCGCGAAAGCUUUAUAAGGUUAAUGCGAAAAAGCAAGGUUCGUAUGUGUUUCCGGUAUUGGCAAAUGUAUCGGCAGCUACCAAACGUCGAGCUGAAUGGUCAUAUAUCAAAAUAAAUAUUACACAUUCAUAUUCAUCAAAUGAUAAGUCAUCUGAAUUUGAAGAGAAUAAUCCAACUCAGAAACUCUCACCUGAAUUCCAGAAAGCUAUUGCCCAUGGCCCAAGUCUUUCUGAAUUUAUCAAACUAGGCAAUAACAAUCAGUCAACUAAGGAAGAUUUCUUCAGUUCCCCGAGUUCAGUUAAUAAAUCGGGAAAACGUCUCCGUCUUCCAGAAUGGUUAAAGACUGAGAUACCGUGUGGCGGUAGUGUGGCGCGUUUGCAAAAACAGUUACGUUCCCUCAAUUUGCAUACCGUUUGUGAAGAAGCUCGAUGUCCUAAUAUUAGUGAAUGUUGGACUGCGGGAAAGUCUACAGCCGCUACAGCUACAAUUAUGAUAAUGGGUGAUACAUGUACUAGAGGUUGUCGGUUUUGUUCUGUUAAAACUUCACCGAAUCCACCACCUCUUGAUCCAGACGAACCAGUGAACACUGCAGAAGCCAUAAGCAAAUGGGAUGUAGACUAUAUUGUCAUAACAUCAGUUGAUCGUGAUGACUUGGGAGAUGGAGGGGCACGACACAUAGCUAAAACAAUUCGCCAAAUAAAAGUACGUAAACCAUCAAUUAUAGUUGAAUGCUUAGUACCAGAUUUUCAAGGGUGUACAGACUCCAUUCAUACAGUUGUUCGUGCUAGUCCCGAAAUAUAUGCGCAUAAUAUUGAAACUGUGGAGUCACUACAACGCGUUGUGAGGGAUCACCGAGCUGGUUAUAUUCAGUCACUUCGAAGCCUAGAGACUGCAAAAGAACGUAGUAAUAGGCUUGUGUCAUCCGGAGAUGCCGACUUUUUAGUCGUCACAAAAUCCAGUAUUAUGUUGGGUCUUGGUGAGACAGAAAAAGAGGUAAUGAUAGCUCUUAAAGACUUACGUCAGGCUGGAGUUGACUGUGUAACAAUUGGACAAUAUGUACAACCGACUAAGCGUCAUCUAAAAGUUAAAGAAUAUAUUCAUCCAGAUAAAUUUGAUUAUUGGGCGAAAAUUGGCAAUGAUUUGGGAUUUUUAUAUACAGCUAGUGGACCAUUAGUUCGAUCAUCAUAUCGAGCAGGUGAAUAUUAUAUAAAACACAUUAUAGAUCAACGUAAACAGAAAAACAUAUGA